This is a messenger RNA of Octopus sinensis (East Asian common octopus), 8475 nucleotides long. RefSeq names its product serine-rich adhesin for platelets-like. NCBI's taxonomy places the organism in Eukaryota, Metazoa, Mollusca, Cephalopoda, Octopoda, Octopodidae. The transcript is spliced from 4 exons. The record is from RefSeq and is a predicted model, not a curated record. Bases 488 to 7285 code for a protein of 2265 amino acids.
AGGAAACAAGGGGGACAACUCUAAGACUCCAACCACAUUUCUUUCCAUUUCCACAAAUGUUGUUUAUUGUGAAAGGAGUCGAGUCUCUUCUUUGCGACUGGACGUGCAUGUGGUCUUUCUAUUCUAUUCCAUCGAUCCUUACCCUUUCAUGUUGUCAUUUCUAAUUCCUUUUUGUUUACCCCAAUUAAUAUUAUAUGGAUGGCUCAUCUAAGAAAGUGAUAAUGACUGGUGUGAAAGAAUUUCACGGUGCAAUGUUGGCUCAAACUCACAGAAUUCACUAGGAUCAUAUGCAGUUUAGAAUUUCAAGCCAACACCUUAUUGAUUACUAGCCACUUGUGCAUGGAAGGUAUGCCCCCAAGCAUCCAUGCAAGCUGAUCCCUCCCAUCAUGUGAACUGUAAUGUUGACAAAGUCUCUCAAGACUACUUUAUAUCCCUACCUUUGGUGCCUCUCUGUUUGCAGUGAACAACCAGCAUAAUUUCAGCAACAAUGGCUCAAAUGGAAACUGCAUUCCCAGAUGCUAAACUUCCUGUUCCAAGUUAUGUCAUGGAGAGCUCUUCAAACCAUCCAUGUCACCGCCUCAGUAUUCCUGCAGCUAGGUUAUUCUGGUGUCGUCAUUGCAUGCAGAUAUUUGAAGAUCCAAUCACUCGGUGGCGGCACAGCAAAACUUGUCUUAAUUCUUCGUCUCGCAAUGUAAAGAAAGACAGAGAUGGACGCACAAUGCAAGUAUUUGUCAAUGCUGACAAUUUAUCACACUGCCAACGCGAGGAGAACAAAUUAAAAUCAGUUAGCCGUGGUGUUGGCACAGGUAAAUCUCCAAGUGCAGACUUACGGUGUCGAAUAUGCAAGAAAACUUUUUUGUCAAUUGAAGAAAUGCGUACACAUGUGCGGACGCCAUGCCGUAAACGCCCAUCCAUGGGUAUUUCUAAACACAAAUACACAGCAAGGCAUAAAGACAUGGGUGCUCCUAUUCAAAUUCCAGAUUCAACAUCUGAAAUUAUUUACAUUAAAGAUGGUCACCAAACUGUAUUCUCAUUGGAGUCUCAGUCUUCUCAGCCUGAAGGUAUAAAAACCGAACCUGUUGAACCCCAACCCUCAAAUUUUAAAGAGAAUGCAUUUCAAUAUGGUUCUUGUGGAGAAGACGAAGUGAUUAUCAUUCCAGAUACAUUUGAUAAUACUAGCAAUCUUAACACUAUCGAACAGACUGUUGAGAUUACUGCUGUUGAAAUGGUUCCGCCUGUUGUUUCCAAAAGUGAAGAAAUUAUGAAGCAAUGUUGUAAAAGUAAAGAAAACAAAGAGAACAAUGUUCGCAAACGGAAACGUGUUAUACCGAAAGAGAUUGAAGAACGACCUAAUCUCAAGACCAAUGUCACAAGUUCUCCCAAAGGGGAUCAACAGAUCCCAUCAGCACCACUGCCGUCAGUUACUGAAACACCACCCAAAGAUGUCCCAGAUGAUGUUGAAUCCUCUAUGGUGAAAAUUGCCAAGGUGAUGAAAGAUUUGGAGGACCUACUUCUUAAACAACCUACCACGGAAAAUGAAGUUGAUGAGAAGAUUGAAGAAUUUCCUUCUGAUGAUUCAAAAGGCUUGGUAACUGACAACCUUCCAAAUGAUGUCAUCACUCAGUUGUGUGAAGAUGCUCCUGAAAAAGUUGAAAUACCACCUGACAAAGAUGUUUCCUCUGAUGAAAAUGCUGAAUCCUGUCUAAAGGAUCUCCUCUUCACAUCUGUCAAAAUGAAAAACCAAGUUAAGUUGUCUCCCAAGAAUGUAAAAAGCAUCAACCUGUCAGCUGUGUCCCCACAGAAAACAAGCAAUAGUAACAGCAAGUGUACCGUUCGGAAGGAUCUGAACAAGUCUAGUCUCUCACCUGUGCCACAAGAUAACCUUUGUUUGGACUUGUUCAUGCCCGUCAAUGCAUGCUCGGUGACACUUCCUGACCCUCUGCUUGACAUAAAGAACGGGAUGCCUGCAGAGGUAUUACUUGAUGAAACCACCAGCACAAAACCACCAGUUGCAGCUGCAUUACUCGAAACUAUUUCAUCACGGGAUUCAGCUGAGUUGAAAGAGGAAAACAAACUGCCAUCAUAUAUUUUUGAAGGAGACCUUCUUCCGUUACAGGAGCAUUCUGAUGUUCUUUUUGAAGAAUCUACUAUUGAUGAAAAAGAAAGUUCUGAAGAAAGUAUCAUUCAACCUGUUGAAGAAGUGACAGAAGUAAAAGACUGCUUAUCAUCCUCUACUGAUAUGGUUGCUACUGAGAAUGAGCAGCCCCUUAAGAAGGUUUUUCAGGAUAAGGCACUGGUAUCUACCGUCUCAGAACCAUUAAUAAAAGAAUCAUCAGUUUCUGAAAUGAUCAGCUUUGAAAUACCAGUAGAGGAGAUUCAAGCAAUUCCUAAUGAGUUUCAAGUUACAUCACUGGACUCUGCUUCUGACGAAAUGACUGAAGAUGAUAUAUCUAAGGUGAAAGAACAUAAAGAGGUAGUUCAGCAGUCAGAUCUUCACCUGGAAGAUCAACACUCAGAUCCUCAUGUGGAAGAUCAACAGCCUUAUGAGGUUCAGCUGAAAGAUCAACAGCCUGAUGAGGUUCAGCUGAAAGGUCAACAGCCUUAUGAGGUUCAACUGAAAGGUCAACAGCCUUAUGAGGUUCAACUGAAAGGUCAACAGCCUUAUGAGGUUCAACUGAAAGGUCAACAGCCUUAUGAGGUUCAACUGAAAGGUCAACAGCCUGAUGAGGUUCAGCUGGAAAGUCAUGAGCCAGCUGUUCAGCAAGAAGAUCAACAACCAGAACUUGAGAUGGAAAAACCUCAAGCAAAAGAGUAUCAAGUGAGAGAGCAGCCAGAAGAACAUCAAAUGAAAGAAAUUAAGGCGGAGGAAUGUAAAAUGGAAGAACAUAAGGUGGAAAGGCCACAUAUAAAAGACCACCAUAAAGAACAUCAUCAGAUUGAAGAGGUGGAUGAAAUACCUAACAGGGAAGAGGAAUUAGAGCCUCAAGAGGAAGAGUCAUCUCGGCAAAAAGAAAGGAAAAUUUUUAGUGGGAAACAUGAAAGUGAACUAAAACUGCAAAAGUCUCCAAAGUUAUUCAAGUGUAAAGCUUGCAGUAACACAUUUAAAACAUCCCAAGCCUUGCAGAAACAUUCUCGUGUCCCCUGUAAAGUGAAGCAUACUCGCAGUUUGUGUCAGAAAAUUCUACGUCCAAAGCGACCAUGUGUUAAAAUUGAAAAGAAACCUGUGAAGAAGAAAGUAGUGAAACCACCUAAACGUCCAAAGCUUAUGGUUCCUAUUGUUCCUAUAACACGACAAGAAGUAGUGCGUCCAGCCACACCGAAAAGGCCACGUCGUUUCUCCAGACGCAAACGAAGAAAAUCUUCUUUUAUUGAUGAACAAAAACGUAUUCUACCUUUUGUCAAUGUUCUUAUGUCAGAACUCUCUGUUAAAGAUCUCUUUUUUUACAAGUUGGGCUUAAUUAAUAACUCUUGCAAACCCACCCCCUCUACAUCUACAUCUGAAGUAAUGUCAGAGACACUAUCAAUAUGUAAACUGGGGAAAGACAAGUCUUUGAUUGUUCGUAGAACUUCUGCUGAUCUUCCUCCAUUUGAUAACAACCUAGAAAUGACGAAUUCCUCAGUACACCCUGUUGACUCUGCAUUAAUUAGUGGUGUUUUUAAUGACUGUUCUCUUCCAGAAGGCAAAAGAAAACCUUCUGUUGAUAUCAGUUAUAUGCCAGUACUUGAAUCAAUGACUUCUGCAACUGAUGAAGAUUGCUUUGAACAUGAAAAUCAUCAAAGCCAAGAUCAUUCAAAAAACGAUAUAGAAGAUGCAGCAGCCUCGUCUCUUGAGAUCUCUGUACCUCAAGCUAAAAGUGAUAGUAACUUUCAGAAUCAGCCUUCUGUGCUUUGUAAAGAAGAAAAUUUAUCAUUGAAGAAAGACAGUGAUUUAUCUUCAGUUACCUGUGAUCUUAAAGAUUCUUUCACCACAGAUGAUAAAAGUAAGACCUGCACUGACUCUGACCAGUCUGAACCAGAAUCUCUUCCCGUUUUCCAUACUUCAGAUUCGGUAAAGUUACUGAGAAAGAAACUCCGACAAGAAUGCAGCAACCCUAUUUCUAUCCUAGCUCAAGAUUCAAGGAAUCAACAUUUAUCUACAAAUGAAUUGUGCAAACCUCCAACUUUAGAUUCUGCCAGUGAUGAUGCGAAGAGUGAGACCAAAAAGCAUACGGUUUUUGAAGGAGAUCAAUAUCUGACUCAAAAAUCUGAACAACAGACAACAAUAGAGAAAAUUGAUAAUUCUUCUGUUAAUGAUAGCAAAAAAAGAACUCAGACAGGAAAAGAACCUUCAAAUUCGUCUGCUGUUUCAUCAGAUAUUUCACCACUUGUCUCAAAUGAAACUAUUGCUCAGUCUAAUUCUUUAGCAAACCAGUCUCGAAAUUCUUCUUUGUCUCCAUUGGUAUCUAGUCUUAAAGAUGCAACAGACAUAACCCCUGCCACCGACAACAAUAGUGAUUUCCAUAGUAAAUCUGAUUUAGAUUCUGAAAAUAAAUCUUCAGAUGUAAAUUCUGAAAAUGAGUCUUCCACUUCACUACCUCCUUUUGACAUUGAUGAUAAAAAUGUUAGAACUGAAUGGCUUGGUGUAUGCUUGCCCAGCCAAAGGUCUCAGUCACCCAACAUACCAGCUGCUGAUUCUCCAACAAGUGACAAACACUUGGACUUUGAACAUUUAGUUGAUAAUCACAAGCAAUCAACUGAUGUCAGUGUUUCACUCUGCAGUACUCAACCUCUUCAUAUAGAGACUUCCAACUCAUUAUCUAAGAAGCUAGAUGUUAGCCACUCUGCAAAGCAACGUCAUUUUAGCGACAUCUUUGGCAAUGAAAAAUCUUCUUUAGUUGAAAAAGAUAAUUCUAAUGAUCAACACUGUCAGAUAUCUCCAUCAAAAGAAAGAUCUAAGCGCCAUUUUACUGACUUCUUGAGUUCACUCAGUGAAAAUUCUGUCAACAAUGCACAGCAUCCAGAACCUACUCAUUUGCCAGAAUGUACUUUAUCCAGGAGAGAUAAUAUUUCAAAGACUUGUGGAAAUUCUUCAUCAAAUCAAAUUGCCAAGAGAUCUGAUGCUGAUCCCUGUGUUUCCUGCCAACAUGCUGCUGAUACUGCCCAGAAUGUUAAUCAGACUUGCCAUAAUGCUAGAUGUGUUCCUGAAGAGGCUAAAAACCCUACGGUGGAUGUAAAUAAAAGCCAUCAAAUUUCUCCUGUCAAAAAACGCACACACUGUUAUUGCGGCUCAGCUGUUCCUAGUGUUAGUAUUGAACCAGCCAAUGCCAUGCACAGAUCUCAAUGUCCAUGCUGUCAACAUCAGGUAUCUAAUCCAUUAGAGCCCGGAUCUGCUGAUGCUGGAUCCAUUUCAAAGAGCUGUCUUCAUACUGAUAAUGUCAGCGAUUCAGUCAUUUCUUCCUUUGAUGCUUGUGCUCAGGGUUGUCCCUUGAAAGUUCAGGACAAUACGCUUCAUGAUAACGCUCAUGCAGCUGCCCAUGUCUUAUCCCUUGUUUCCUUACCUUCUAGUUCUGUGCAUAUGAACAUGGCCUGGUCCACUAAUGUGUGUCGAGCUGCCUUGUCUGCAGACUCAUCAGGAGAUCCUUGUGCAUUUUCCAAACAAACUACUUUAUGUGUCCCUUUGAAUUCGUCUACAAAAACCGGUGGUGGGACAGAAUCUCCUUUGCAGAAUUCUUCGUUGCAACAUCAUCAUUGUCGUCAUCAUCAUCAUCACUCAUGUAUACCCACUACUCCUCCUACCUCUUCCACAUCAUCAUCAUCAUCAUCAUCAUCAUCAUCGUUGUCUGGCUGUAUAACAUCUAUAUCAUCAUCUACUGCGACUGUUUGUAGCACUACUACUCCUUCUAGCACUGCUACUAGUAGUAAAGAUGUCCAUAAACCAAACAUUACUUUAAACGCGGAGUCCAUUACAGAGGUCCCUGAUAAAAACUUAACACCAACAUUGUGUGUUGCUGCAACGAACAGUACUGAACACAGCAACGACUGCUGCUCCACUGCUGCUAAUGCGCUCACAAUAGUUGUAGAGAAUACUGAUAGCAGUGCCACUGCAUCCAACACCAACCGUAUUGCAGUGGCUGCGUCUUGUUCUGAAUCUUCAUCUAGCGAGACACAAACUAGAUGUAACUGUUCAGGGAAGUUUUGCCUUCCGAGGCAGAAAUUAAAAGGCGCCCUCUGUUUGGGUAACAACGAAGACAAACUGUCAGUGUUUUGUAAUUGUUGUAGUAGUAAUAAUAGUAGCAGUAGUAUUAACAGUAAUAAUAAUAAUAACAUACAUCACCUACACCAUCAUCACCAUCACCAUCAUAACUGCAAUAGUAACACAGCUAGUAGCUUUUUAAAUGCAAAGGGGCCACUAAUUCCUGAGUCUGUGGCGUGUCUCUGUAGUAAAAGGUUAGAGACUCGGUCAGCUGUUCUUAAAGGAGAAUCAAAUAUAAAGUCCUAUAAAAAUCCAUUCCAAUCUCGAGUUAUACCAUCUUCAGUUAUCUGUGUUAAGCGAUCCCUUAAUCCAAGAAUAUCAGUCGCUACACAGACUGAAUCCAGCUUCUUGAAGGAAGUUAAGGUUGUUCCGGCUGUCUCUUCGACAAGUGAAGCAACAAAAACUUGUGAUAGUAUCAAGGUAACUACUGACCCCAGCCGUUCCUCUUCCCUUCAGACUUGUCCAAAGCAAAUUCCUGAACCACCCUCUUUGGAGCAGCAGCUGACUUCUGAAGAAGUUGUCCAAGAAGAGAUUCUCCUUGAUGCAAAUACACUUCCUGUUGUGGGAGAGACAUUGAUAAAUAAUCAACUUCCUGCAGCCGGGAGCGAAGAAAUCCAAUCCGACACUGAACGUAAAGACAGUCCAGUUUCAAAUUCAUUACUAUGCGCGUCUGACUCGACUCAGCUUGCUUGUUCAAGCAAGGCUUCAAACAGUGUGAGUAGUUCUCCCACUAACAUCCCUACUUCCAUUGGGGCCACUGAAUUAAUGGCAGUAAGUAGCGUUGGUUCCGAGUCCAAUGUGUAUGUUCAGUAUGUCGGCGAGUUUGAUCCCUCAUUGCUGCCUGAGGAAGUUACAUUUGUGAUCAUACAAGGCGAAUCAGGGGAGGGUGUGCCAGUUGCUGAUGGGCAGAGCUUAAUUAUUGAAGGGUCUGGAUUCGAAGAACCCACUGAUGGCACAUCUGUUCCUCUGCAAGCUAACAUACCAGUUGCUUAUGCUCUGCAGCAGCGAGAGGAUAUUGCAGGAGAUUCUGAAUGUAUUGUAUCAGAAAUGUAGCUCCAUUAAGGAUUAUCUAGCAAAAACCAAGGUAAAAAAAAAGAAAAUGAAAUAUUCAAGGUCUCUCACUGUCUCCCAUCUCCCAUAAAAAAUGGCAAUCAUUACAUUCUUUUCUGCUAAUUUUUAAUAAAUUGAAAUUUAAAAAAAUUUAUUUUACCAUGAUUUCUAUUAUAAAUUCUCAGACAUUUCCCCCAGCCCAUUUUUUUUUUUUUUUAUCUGAAAGAUUAUUUACAAGUGAAUAUUGAAAUACUGGUUUUAUUUUUCCAUCUUGGUCAUGUUGUAAAUAUUGAUAUUCUUCAAUGAUUUCUUGGUAUUCUUCAAGGUUUGUCCUUGAAUCUGUUGCUUAUUUAAUGUGAAGUUCAUUGUGAACAAAAAAAAAACCUUCUGAUUCUACUCAAAUUUCUGACGAUUGAUGAUGGAUAGCCGACUGAACCACUUAAAUUAACUGUUUAUACCUGUUUUUGAUGUACAGUUUAUAACAUUUGGUAUUAAUGUCCUUAUUGAUGGUUGUUUUGUAUGUAUGUGUGAGUGUAUGUAUAAAAAUAUGCCUAUAUAUUCCUACUGUGUGUAUAUGUCAGUUUGGAAACUUGUCUGUCUGUGGCACGUUUAUUUGUCAUUUAUUACAGUUAUUUAUAGCUAAAUACUUUCAAUUUAUAUAUAUACACACACACACAUAUAUAUAUAUAAUGAUAAUGUCAUGUCUAAAUGACUUCCUGUAAAAUGUAAGAACUCUUGUUUUUUUUUUUCUGCGUCAUUUCCAAAAGUUUCAAGAGUAUAUAACAUUCUAUUCCAGUGUGGUUACUGGUAAACUAUAGUACUGCCUUUGAUUUGGUCACAGCUACUAGAUUUAAAAAGAAAAGGAAAAAAAAAAUGCAGUUCUACUUGUAUAAAUUUGCUGGCUGCCCAUAUUAAUGCUGCUAGGUCCACAGCUUUAUUAUAAAUUGUCUGUAAGAAACAUCUGUGAGUUUAUAUAUAUAUAUAUAUAUAUUAUAUAUAUAAUUAUUUAUUUAUUUAUUCAAAAGGAGUAUAAACUUCUGUUUGAAUUCCAGUCAUAUCACAUAUAGAUAAUAGUAAAAUGAAAAUGAAAAAAGAUAUAUUGAAAACUACCGUCUUCAUAAGAGGUUGAAAACAGUUACCCGAAGGGAAAGAUUGGUUUCCCUAUCAAAGAAUAAAGAAUGAUUAUUACUCUG